AUGACAAAACUCUCCACUGUAUUAAUAGAAAAGGGGGUGUUAGACGAAAAUAUUCAUUAUGCAAUUUCUACAGUAUAUAAAGAGAUCUUCAAUACUCAAACAUGUUAUUCUGGAUUUUUGGCACUUGGAUGGACGGACGAAUCAAUAAUUGAACAGCUAUUAUCAGAUGUAUCAUUUGUUCCUAUAUUCUCUUUGCUCGGUGAAUACAAAAUUUUUGUUUCUGGUAUUGGAUCUUCUUCAAACGCUGAAUGGAAUCAUGGUGGACCGGGAUAUAAGUCUUCACUUCUACGUAGUGUAAAUAGAAAAAGCGUUUUAUACUUUUCAACAAUAAAAGAUAAUUUUUGUGCAGUUGAGGUUCAUAAAGACUUUGAAAUUAAAAACCAGAUUGAAGGAUCAUCUCCAAAUGAAGUUGAUCGUGAAAUAAGUGCUUGGCGUGCGAUGCUUCAUGCAAGUAGUUGUCAAAAUAUAACUCCAUGGGCACUUGAAGAAUCAAAGUAUCAAUUAUGGACGAAAAAUGCACUGUAUGAAAAUGAUCGGGAUAUACUUCAACAAUUAUACAAUUUGGGAUUCUUAAAUAGCUCACCAAGCUAUGUUCCUAAUAAAAUUCGUAUUUUCUGGCAAUGCUUUAAUCAAGCAUUAGCAGAUAAUAAAAAAACAAAGGAUAAAAAAAGACGAAUUCUAUCAAUAAUUGCUGACGAUUUUAGUUAUUCGGAGUUAAAAACCAAUUUAGGUUUAACAACUGAGCAGUUAAAUCAAUUUGAAUUAUUCUUUACAACUAAAGAAAAUGUCAAUAUGUCUUUAUAUAAAACAGAUGAAUCGACAGGUUUACCUAUAUUAUAUCUUCAAGAUCAUAAGAAAGCUUUAUGGAAUAAAUUUCACAAGGAAUAUCCCAAUGGUGGUCUUUGCACUACUUGUAAUGAGCUAGGGUAUGAGGUUUUUGAAGAACUUGAAUCAUUAAUUAAUACUAGAAUUAAAAAUACUGAGCUUAAG
Cetraspora pellucida is the source of this 990-nucleotide messenger RNA. NCBI's taxonomy places the organism in Eukaryota, Fungi, Glomeromycota, Glomeromycetes, Diversisporales, Gigasporaceae. The record is from the annotation of a GenBank genome assembly.